Messenger RNA from Drosophila kikkawai, 2077 nucleotides. RefSeq names its product CCR4-NOT transcription complex subunit 10 (gene Not10). Gene Ontology annotation, molecular function: protein binding. Gene Ontology annotation, biological process: negative regulation of translation; mRNA catabolic process. The record is from RefSeq and is a predicted model, not a curated record. NCBI's taxonomy places the organism in Eukaryota, Metazoa, Arthropoda, Insecta, Diptera, Drosophilidae. Gene Ontology annotation, cellular component: CCR4-NOT complex.
GCUGAAAUCCUUAUCGUUUAUCGUUUGGUUGUGGCAAUCGGAGUUGGUUUUUUGUUUUUUAUUUGUUUUUGGAAUGGACUCGGCGGAUUCCCCCACCAAAACGCAGGCCGGCGAGGACGAGAACUACAGCCUGCUGUGCCAGGCGCACGAGGAGUUCAACAACUCGGAGUUCGACCGCUGUUUGGAGCUGCUGCAGGAGCUGGAGACUCGCGGCGAGAGCAGCGGACCCGUUCUGCGCCACAACCGGGCUGUGGUCAGUUACCACAAGGGCGGAUGCACCCAGCACGCUGCUCUGAUGAAGGAACUGGAGGCACUCACCGCCGACGCGGAUACAUCUCCGGGAGAGGCGUCCAGCGGUCUGACCCUCAAGCAAGGCGCCGCAGCUGCCACAGUGGCACGCUAUAACCGGGCGGUCAUCUACUAUCACCGUCACAUGUACGGCACGGCGCUGGAGAAGCUGGCUCCGCUGGUGGCACGCCUUGAGGCGCUCGAGAAAUCAAUGGCGGCGCUGGUGGCCACGCUACAACUGCAGCUUCUGCUGGCCACCAAUCAGCUAAACCGUGCCGAGGCCUUCCUUGACUACUUGCAGUACAAGCUCAACCUGGUGGCCACGGCGCCUAGCAGCACCCCAGGCGAGGAUGCUGCUGCCGGCACAGGCUCUCCACCCGCAGCCACUCCCAGCACGGUGGUGGCCACGCCUGCAGGAACAGCUGUGGAAGGUUCUGUGCCCGGCUUGGGUGGCAGUUUGCAGCUACUGCAGCUGCUCACACUUGUGCUGAAUCGCAAGCCCGUGGUCAUCCAGGAAGACGGAACGCCGGAGUACGCUGCCCUGAAGGCUCAGCAGUAUUACAUCAUGAAGGACUUCCAGAUGGCCGCCAAGCAGCUGAUGCGCAUCAACAAUGAGUGCACCCAGGCCGGUACUGUAACCCCCCAGCUGAGCACCUGCAUUGCCAACAACAUGGGCGUGAUCCACCUGAGAGUACGCCAUUAUGCCAUAGCCGCCCAGUUCUUCCAAAAUGCGCUCAAUUUCGACCAGCAGCUGGCCAAGAAUCUGCGCCAGAGCACGCUCCAGACAAUGAGUUCGGCGCGUUCGUGUGAAAUUCUCUACAACCUGGGCGUGGCAAUGCUGCAUCUGCGCCGUCCCAAGGAGGCCUUCCAGUGCUUCCUGGUGCCCGUCAAGCAGUUCCACAGAAAUCCUCGACUCUGGUUGCGCAUGUCCGAGGCCUGCAUCAUGGAGCACGAGGCGAAACUAGUGGAGGAGGACCGUCAGUCGCAGGCGGGAGGUGCAGGUCCAGCUUCAGCCAAAUCAUAUGCCGCCCAAUCCGCUGGAGUGCCGGAGCCCACUCUGGAAUUCGCCGCUUUGUGCUUGCGCAGCGCCUUGACCCUCACGCUGCACUACAAGGCCAGCUUUCACAUGGCAGCAGUCUCUCCGGAAGAUGUAGACGCGCCCGAUCCAAAGGAUCCGACUCAGGAGUCCUGGCGCCAGCCCCAGGACAACAAUUUUUGCAAUCCGUCCAAGCCGGUCAGUCUGGAGUCGCUCGAGAACAUGCUGGCCGCCAUCUAUGCGGCCCACAGCUUUGUCUCCCUGCGCCUGGGUGACCAUGUAACGGCCCUGGAAAUGGCCGAAAAACUGCUGGCCUGCGAACGUCUCUCCGAUGCUCACAAAUUGCUGGGUCACAUGUACGCCGGCGAAGCGUUGAUGCUGAUGGACAAGGCAUCCGAUGCCCGCGACCAUCUGGAUCCUACUUUUGUGGGCACGCUAAAUGCCUAUGAUCUGGAGACGCGCGACUGGCAGCUCAAGUCCGUGGACGCAGCCCAGAACGUGGUCCGCUACAAUCUGGCCGUGGCCAUGGCCGUGCAAAACGACCUGUCACAAGCGAAAACGCUUCUGGCCAGCCUGAACCACUCGCUGGUUGCCGGCAAGGCGUUGGCCCUGCGUCGCUUCAUAGACCUCAAGAUGGGGCCCGUCGUUGGCGGGGCGCCUGUUUAGACAACAAAUUGUGUACAUAACUAGACGGAAUCAAACUGGAAAUUUGAAUGUGGAUUUGUAAAUAUAGUGAAAUGAUUGACCGACGUA